UCGGAGUUGUUUCUGUGUUUACUCUUUCCUCAACUAUGAACCCACCCACCAAUCAGUUAUUACGCAAGUUUCCAAAUUGAAGACAAAAGACAAAAGCUUGCUCGAAUUUAAGUACCCCCGUUGAGGUCUUUAUUCUUCUGCUUUGAAAAAGAAAGGAUUUUUAUUUCGUUUUGAUCCAUUUUUCAUCGCAAUUUAAUGCCAUUGUUGCUAAGCUUAAUUAUUUUUUGUGGUUAGUUGAUUUAUCUUUUAUCUUUAAUCAAUUGGUUAAUUUUGUGUUGUAAAUUUUGUGUGUGUUUGCAUUAGAAUAACUUAUUUAUGUCAAGUUGAAGUGUUUUGAGCACAUUAAAGGGGAGAGAGAGAGAGAGAGUGGGGUUUCAGUUUCAGUUUUAGUGUUUUGUGUUCAAAGUUCCAUGACAAUAAGGUGGCCAAGAGUGUUGACACCAAACUACCUCUCUCAGAUUAUAAGAACCCAAAAGAACUCAUUGGAAGCUUUGCAAAUUUUCAAUGAAGCCAAAUCUAGGUACCCCAAAUAUUGCCACAACGGUCCUGUGUAUGCCACCAUGAUUAGCAUCCUUGGAACAUCAGAGAGACUCAUAGAGAUGAGGGAUGUGAUUGAACAGAUGAGAGAUGAUUCUUGUGAAUGCAAAGAUUCAGUCUUUGUGUCUGCUAUUAAGACAUAUGCAAAAGCUGGGAUGGUAGAUGAAGCAAUCUCUUUGUAUAAGAGCAUUCCUCAGUUUAACUGUGUGAAUUGGACAGAAUCCUUCAAUACCCUUUUGCAGAUAAUGGCGAGUGAGAACCGGCUUGAAGAUGUUCACUCUCUUUUUGUUGAAAGCUCUUGUGGUUGGGAAGUGAAGUCUCGAAUUCGGGCAUUGAACUUGCUUAUGUAUGUUCUCUGCCAGAAGGGGUGUUCUGAUUUGGCAUUGCAAAUAUUCCAAGAGAUGGAUUAUCAAGGUCGCUACCCGAAUAGGGACAGUUAUGCAAUUUUGAUGAAGGGAUUGUGUCAAGAUAGGAGAUUACAUGAGGCCACACAUUUGUUAUAUUCAAUGUUUUGGAGAAUCUCACAGAAAGGUAAUGGUGAAGAUGUUGUGAUCUACAGAACUCUUUUGGAUGCUUUAUGUGAUGAUGGAAAAUUUGAAGAAGCUGUGGAAAUUCUUGGUAAAAUUUUGAGGAAAGGACUGAAAGCUCCGAAGCGAUGUUAUAACCAAAUUGAUCUUAGUCAGUGCUGUGAUGGUAAAGAUAUUGAAGGCAUGAAAUGCUUGAUUCAUGAAGCUUUGAUCAGGGGCUCAGUUCCCAGUUUGGCUAGUUAUAAUGCCAUGGCUGUUGAUCUAUACAAUGAAGGUAAGAUAGGUGAGGCUGAUAAUGUUAUCUUUACAAUGCAAGAAAGAGGCUUUAAACCAACACAUUCUAUCUUUGAGGCAAAGGUAGCUGCAUUGUGCAAGGAUAGUAAAGUGGAUGAAGCAAUCAAGGUAAUUGAGGAGGACAUGGUGGUAGUCAAUUGUCUACCAACUGCUAAAGUGUACAAUAUUCUCUUGAAAAACCUAUGUGAUGUAGGAAACACAACAGAAGUGCUCGAAAGCUUGAACAAGAUGUCGAACAAGGUAGGUUGCACAGGUGACAGAGAAACUUACGGCAUUUUACUGGAUAUGCUUUGUCAUGCGAGAAGGUAUCUUGAAGCAAGCCAACUUCUUGAGAAAAUGUCAAUUAAAUCAUAUUGGCCUUGUGCCAACAGUUACAAUUCACUCAUUAAGGGUCUUUGCUCCUUAGGCAGGCAAUAUGAAGCUGUUAUGUGGUUGGAGGACAUGAUAAGCCAGGGGAAGCUUCCUGAAAUUUCUGUUUGGAAUUCAUUGGCAUCUUUAUUUUGUAACUCAGAUAAGAUGAAAGUGUCCUCUGAGAUAUUUAAUCGCCUAAGAAAUUUGUGAUUCUAAAUGCUGUUGUAGUUAUAUAAUAACUAAAUAAUUACUAGAAUCCUAUACUACCAUUCUUUUUUUAAUUUACUUAUGCUUCUUCUUUAGCUUCAAAGACACCAUAUUUAGUGCUGAUUCAGUUACUCACUUGGUCUUUCAAACUUGGUCAGUUAGCAACCUUGCAUUCACUUUU
Messenger RNA from Gastrolobium bilobum, 2097 nucleotides. Its product is annotated as pentatricopeptide repeat-containing protein At1g05600. The transcript has a single exon. Bases 411 to 1919 code for a protein of 502 amino acids. Lineage: Eukaryota; Viridiplantae; Streptophyta; Magnoliopsida; Fabales; Fabaceae. Gene Ontology annotation, molecular function: protein binding. The record is from RefSeq and is a predicted model, not a curated record.